AUGGCCAACAGCUUUUGCAAAUUCUUCUGUGGCGCUGGAAAGUCUGGAAUGGCGGCUCAGGAACGAGGAGUCGAAGUCGUGCUAUGCAUCAAAUGGGAUAGCGACGAGGAUUGGGGCAGCACUAUCGACACGGUCAAGGCAGUCAUCAACAAUGACGCCACAUACAAAGACAGAGCUUUUGAUCUAGUACCGACUAUACCGACAUUCCGAACCUGCCGAGGACCUUUGCCUGAACAAUGUUGGGUGUCAUCAUCUACAAGCUCCGUGGGUGCAAUAUGGAGCCCACUUCAGAAGCUUCAGACCUCGCGACAGCGCAUCAAGAAGCGAGCUCGUCCUGAAGUGAUUGACCUUGACAAUGGUGAUCGAGCGUCGUACACGCCUGAUCCGGAUCCGAACUCGGCGGUCGCUGGCGAGGUGGCUCUCGAAGACGAAAGUGGUAUGGUUGCUGCAUUCGACCUUCGGAGGGCCGAUCAACCCAGAUUCUUCACGAAGAAGGAUGCGGUCACAUUCUUUCGGAACAUGGCCAACGCGAUUGCAAGUGGUUCUUCCGUGCCAUCGUCAGUCUCCUUUCACACAUAUCGGUCGCCGGAAGUACAGUAUGGUCGCCCAUCGUCGGUCGAGCGUACGGUUGAGCGUCAAGAUACGCCAACCCGAGGUCCAUCGCAUCGUCCAAGACCAGGUUCGCAGACUUAUCCGCCGAUUACUCAGGCACCGUUUGCAACUCCAGUCAUGGGCUCUCUAGAGGCUCAGGCUGGUCCGGCGCCUACGCAAUCUCGGCCCUCGCAACAAUCGCGGCACGCGAUUCAACAACAAUCAUCUGGCCGACAGCCAGAUGUGUAUUCUCAAUCUUCUCGAAAUGCAGGCUUAGGCAUUUCGACACAGCGAAAUCAACCUGCUGUGGCUUCGCCGCAAGGUCCGAAUGUUCCAGGCCUUCGCAGAUGAUCACUAGACGAUGGUACCAUUCGUGAACAGGAGGAUCGAGCCAGCCUCCGACCAAGAGUGCUUCCUGCCUUACGUCGAGGAGUCAGAUACACGGUGGCCGGACAAGGUCGUCAGUACUCGUUCCCUGCUUGUGGCCCGGUUAGGGCGGAUGUGUUCAGAGCUGCUCGGUGUUGCUGGUUUAUCGGGACUUUGCUAAUUGAGCUUGAG
This is a messenger RNA of Exophiala viscosa, 1149 nucleotides long. RefSeq lists its product as uncharacterized. The record is from RefSeq and is a predicted model, not a curated record. The transcript is spliced from 2 exons. Lineage: Eukaryota; Fungi; Ascomycota; Eurotiomycetes; Chaetothyriales; Herpotrichiellaceae. The coding region runs from base 1 to 942 and encodes 313 amino acids.